ACUUUUUUUUCAUCGACAAAUAAAUCUGAGAAUCGAAAUCCACUGCCUGGUUACACCACACUGAUUCAAUAUGGCAAAGAAUCAGAUAAUCAGCUGUUUAUUGGUAGUAGCUCUUUUAUUUGUCUCAUCGGCGCUUGCUAGCUCCGAUGUUCCGUUUAUCGUGGUUUCCAAGAAAGCCAGCCUCAAUCGCCUCAAAUCCGGCUCCGAACGCGUCGCCGUUUCCAUUGAUAUCUAUAACCAGGGAACUUCGACUGCAUAUGAUGUAAGUCUUGUUGAUGAUCGCUGGCCUCAAGAUUUAUUUGAUGUCAUCUCUGGAAACACUUCGCAAUCAUGGGAAAGACUUGAUGCUGGCGGUAUUCUAUCACACUCUUAUGAAUUGGAGGGCAAAGUGAAAGGACCAUUUUUUGGUUCUCCAGCAGUCGUUACUUUCCGUAUCCCCACUAAGGCUGCUCUUCAGGAGGCCUUGUCAACUCCCAUCCUUCCCUUAGAUAUUCUUGCCGACAGACCUCCUGAAAAGAAGUUUGAGUGGGUAAGCUUCUCAUUCAAGCGUAUGCAUCUGAGGUUCUAUGCUUGAGUGCCUACUUUUAUUAGUUGACUGAUUCUUUUCUUUUUUCCUUUUUCUUUUUCACCUUGGGCGUGGGCCAAACUUUUGCAGGCUAAGAGGCUAUUGGCAAAAUAUGGGUCGCUAGUUUCUGUCAUCUCUAUUAUGGUUUUGUUCGUGUUAUUGGUCGCAUCCCCAUCCAAAUCCAGUGCUGCAAAAGCAGGCAAGAAGAGGCGUUAAGGCAUUAAUCUUUACUCAUUGGAUUUUCUAUAAAUCUCUCUGCAGUUAAAUUUCUAGAGUCACGAGCUUAAUGCAGUUGCUAGUUAAAUUUUCAUUUCACCUAGGAUUGAGGACGGCUUUUUCUCGAAAAAAUUAGUUACAUGGUAGUUAAAGAGCAUGUGCAAUAUGAAUCCAAGUGAUUCCUAUUGUUUUACGGGUUUUAUCAUAAUCAUCGACUCUGUACAUUUUAAGGUGACCGGCUGUAUCAAUUUUGUUUCCAGUA
This is a messenger RNA of Mercurialis annua (annual mercury), 1043 nucleotides long. RefSeq lists its product as uncharacterized. Lineage: Eukaryota; Viridiplantae; Streptophyta; Magnoliopsida; Malpighiales; Euphorbiaceae. Bases 71 to 574 code for a protein of 167 amino acids. Gene Ontology annotation, cellular component: endoplasmic reticulum. The record is from RefSeq and is a predicted model, not a curated record. The transcript is spliced from 5 exons.